Molecule: messenger RNA, 2112 nt
Organism: Stegastes partitus (bicolor damselfish)
Lineage: Eukaryota; Metazoa; Chordata; Actinopteri; Pomacentridae
Product: sphingosine kinase 1
Exons: 5
Coding region: 1-1674 (557 amino acids)
Biological process (GO): cellular response to growth factor stimulus; negative regulation of apoptotic process; sphingosine biosynthetic process
Cellular component (GO): intracellular membrane-bounded organelle; cytoplasm; membrane
Source: RefSeq, a predicted model, not a curated record
AUGGAUCACAGGAGGACUGAACCGGACCUCAACACCGGCAUCAGCCCGGUCACGCUGUACGGGGAAUUCACGCUCACGAGUAACCGAAAAGUCAGGUGUUCCGUGAACCUGACGGAGAGGGACCUGGUCGUCCAGCGGCUCACGUCGGCACCUGUCGGGCGGAGCAAGGCGGCGUUCAGCCUGAAGGACUGCGUCGGCUGCCGGGCUUACCGGGAGGAUGACAACGCGGACCCGGCGGCGUACCUGGCCGCCUACUUCUACCCGCUGCGCCGGCGCUGGAUGAGUUCCGGGGUCUCGCGGCAGAGAGUGGAGCAGUGCUUUCGGCUCGCGGCGCUCCAGGACCCGCGCGCCAACCUGGAGGAGGCGGAGAAGUGGGCUCGCGCCGUCCGAGAACGCGCUGCCCGGCAACAGCAGCUUAGAGACGGGGUGUUGUUGAGCGAGUUGCCCCGUCCAUGCCGGAUGAUGCUGCUGGUGAACCCACAGAGUGGGAAGGGACAGGCGCUCAUUCUGUACAACAACCACAUUCAACGGAUGCUCAACGAGGCCGGCGUCAUACACACUCUGGUUAUUACUGAGCGGCAGAAUCACGCCCGGGAGAUGGUGAAAGAGGCCGACCUGUCGCAGUGGGAUGCUUUAGUCAUCAUGUCCGGAGAUGGACUUCUGUAUGAGGUUAUAAACGGUCUGCUGGAGAGAUCAGACUGGGAGGAGGCCAUCCGGACGCCGCUGGGUAUCCUUCCAGGUGGAUCGGGCAACGCCUUGGCUGCCUCCGUCCAUCACUAUUCAGGAGCCUCUCCGGUGUCCAGCGAGGAGCUCCUGGUCAGCUGUGGCUUCCUGCUCUGUAAAGGCCUGGUGUCUCGUAUGGACCUGGUCUCCAUCCAUCUGUCCUCCAGCCCCCGUCUCUUCUCCUUCCUCUCUCUGGCCUGGGGCUUCGUGGCCGACGUCGACAUAGAGAGCGAGAAGUACCGUCACGUCGGAGCCGCCCGGUUCACCGUCGGCACCCUGGUGAGGCUGGCUUCUCUCCGCGUCUACAAGGGCAAGCUGGCUUACCUACCCGCCACCAAGCAGCACAACAACCAGGAGGGUUUGAGAAAUAACACGACGGGCCACUGCAACAACCAGGCCUCCUCCCUGACUCCAGCCCCCGUCCUGUGCCGACCGUCCAGAGACUCGUCCUGCAACAACACUUUCCACAACUCCUGCCACUCCAACAACUCCCUCAAAGUGAGGAGGUCGGAGAGCACGCCUUCCCGAAGCGCCACCAAAGCCCCCGCCGGCCCGCCCGACUCCCUGCUGGUGCCUCUGGACCAGCCGCUGCCCGCCAACUGGGUGGUGGUGCCCGAGGAAGACUUUGUCCUCAUGCUGGCCAUGUACCAGUCCCACCUGGCCGAGGACCUCCUGGCAGCACCGGACGCCGCCUUGAACGACGGCGUCAUUCACCUUUUCUACGUUAGAGCUGGGAUAUCUCGCACCGCGCUGCUGAGGCUGUUUCUGGCCAUGGAGAAGGGCGCACAUCUGGCCACUAACUGUCAACAUCUGGUGCACACUAAGGUGAGAGCGCUGAGGCUGGAGCCGUACUCACCCAAAGGGAUAAUAACAGUCGAUGGAGAAGUGGUGGAAUACGGUCCGUUGCAGGCAGAAGUACACGGAGGCCUGUCGAGAUUAAUCACUGGAUGAACCGAACAAGCAGCGCUGCCAGCUUUCAUCUCUGCUGUUUGAGGCUGAUGGUGUUGAUUAAACACAGUCGAGCAUUUCAGAUCAGAAGGGUCCAGGUACAGGAGCAAAGCAAUGGAUGUAAGACUCAUUUACAUGGAUCUGCUAACGGAUCCUCUCAGCAGCAGACUGGAAAAAAAAAAAACAUCUGAAGACGCUGUGAUGUUGGACGAGGUUUUCUAACAAGGCGCUGUGUGGGGGGAGCCAGAGUGUUCAAUAUUAGAUAAAUAAAUCAUUACCUGUGAAAUAAAUGAUCACAGAAACACAUUUAAAUGUAAUCAGAAAACUUGGUGCUUUAACCAGAGUUGCUCGUGCGUCUUUUCACAAUAAGAGCAUUUAUUGCAGAUAUUUUCUAUUUCAAAACUUUUCCAACUUCUGUCUUUAUUUUGAAGUCUUUAUCUG